Messenger RNA from Sphaerodactylus townsendi, 6879 nucleotides. RefSeq names its product kelch like family member 3 (gene KLHL3). Gene Ontology annotation, molecular function: protein binding. Gene Ontology annotation, cellular component: cytosol. The coding region runs from base 302 to 2056 and encodes 584 amino acids. The record is from RefSeq and is a predicted model, not a curated record. Lineage: Eukaryota; Metazoa; Chordata; Lepidosauria; Squamata; Sphaerodactylidae. Gene Ontology annotation, biological process: protein K48-linked ubiquitination; monoatomic ion homeostasis; renal sodium ion absorption. The transcript has 15 exons.
AGGGAGUGGGCUGCCGAGGCUGGGGCAAGAGCGGCAGCGGGGAGCUCUGGGUAAGGAGCGUGCUGCUGCUACGUUAAGCUGCUGCUGCUGCUGCUGCUGCUUUAGGAAGGAGUGAAGAGGAAGCCGCGCUGCGGAGCUACAGGGGGAAUCCGAUUGCAGCCAUGCUGAAUCACAGGCGCUGAUUAAUUCGCCCAGCUUGCUGCACCCAGAUCCGGACGAACGGGGGGAAAACCAGGGGCACAGCCUGAGGACUGAAGACGAGGGUGCAUGCAGAGUUCAAGCUCCUCUCCGGCUACGCACAAUGGACGACGAAAGCAUCAAGAGGUCCCCUGAACCACCUGAAGCAGCUGGAGAUAAGGACCGAACAGUGACCAUCAAUCCUUGUCACAUGGGAAAGGCGUUCAAAGUCAUGAAUGAAUUAAGGAGCAAGCAACUUCUCUGUGAUGUGGUGAUAGUCGCUGAAGAUGUUGAGAUUGAAGCCCAUCGUGUUGUCCUAUCAGCCUGCAGUCCAUAUUUCUGUGCAAUGUUUACAGGAGAUAUGACUGAAAGCAAAGCAAAGAAGAUUGAAAUCAAAGAUGUUGAUGGACUGACAUUAAGUAAGCUGAUUGAUUACAUCUAUACAGCUGAGAUAGAAGUCACAGAAGAGAAUGUUCAGGUGUUGUUGCCAGCAGCCAGCCUAUUGCAGUUAAUGGAUGUCCGACAAAACUGUUGCGAUUUUCUUCAGUCUCAGCUACAUCCCACAAAUUGCCUUGGAAUCCGCGCCUUUGCAGAUGUACAUACAUGCACCGAACUACUGCAACAGGCCAAUGCCUAUGCAGAGCAGCACUUUCCUGAGGUGAUGCUUGGUGAAGAAUUUCUCAGCCUUAGUUUGGACCAAGUUUGCAGUUUAAUAUCUAGUGACAAGCUCACAGUUUCGUCAGAGGAAAAGGUAUUUGAAUCUGUCAUUUCUUGGAUAAAUUAUGAAAAAGAGUCCCGCUUGGAACAUAUGGCAAAGCUGAUGGAGCACGUUCGUCUCCCCCUCUUGCCCAGAGAUUACCUUGUACAGACGGUUGAAGAAGAAGCUUUAAUCAAGAAUAAUAAUACAUGUAAAGAUUUUCUUAUUGAGGCCAUGAAGUAUCACUUACUUCCUCUGGAUCAAAGGCAACUGAUAAAGAAUCCUAGAACAAAGCCAAGGACACCAGUCAGUCUGCCAAAGGUUAUGAUUGUAGUGGGUGGGCAAGCACCCAAAGCCAUUCGAAGUGUGGAGUGUUAUGACUUUGAAGAGGAAAGGUGGGAUCAGGUGGCAGAGCUUCCUUCUCGGAGAUGUCGAGCAGGCGUGGUGUUCAUGGCAGGCAAAGUCUAUGCUGUGGGAGGUUUUAAUGGCUCUUUACGAGUCCGAACAGUAGAUGUAUACGAUGGCGUGAAAGACCAGUGGACAUCAAUAGCCAGCAUGCAAGAAAGACGAAGCACUUUAGGGGCUGCUGUGCUAAAUGAGCUUCUUUAUGCUGUUGGUGGAUUUGAUGGAAGCACAGGGCUGGCAUCUGUGGAGGCCUACAACCAUAAAACAAAUGAGUGGUUCUUUGUGGCACCCAUGAAUACACGAAGGAGCAGUGUUGGAGUUGGCGUAGUGGAAGGGAAACUGUAUGCUGUUGGUGGUUAUGACGGAGCAUCACGUCAGUGCCUUAGUACUGUGGAGCAAUAUAACCCAGCCACAAAUGAGUGGACUUAUGUGUCAGAUAUGAGUACUCGGCGCAGUGGUGCAGGUGUUGGUGUCCUCAGUGGACAAUUGUAUGCUACAGGAGGACACGAUGGACCUCUAGUGAGGAAGAGUGUGGAAGUAUAUGAUCCUGGAACAAAUACUUGGAAACAAGUGGCCGACAUGAAUAUGUGUAGAAGAAAUGCAGGAGUUUGUGCAGUCAAUGGGCUUCUCUAUGUGGUUGGAGGAGAUGAUGGUUCUUGCAAUUUAGCAUCAGUAGAAUAUUAUAAUCCUGUCACUGAUAAGUGGACAUUAUUACCAACCAAUAUGAGCACUGGGAGAAGUUAUGCAGGAGUCGCUGUGAUUCACAAACCGUUGUGACACAUGUUAAGUGAAUGCAGGGAAAAGAAAUUCAUGUCUGCCUACUUUGGUGGCUUUUGGAAGAUACAGAUACCUGACUGUUAGCCAGCCCAUUGGUAUUGCACUUGAUGGCAGGACAAGUGUAUGCUAAGACUGUCAACCUUUGCUCAGUGGUGAGCCGUGUGGCAAUGUGAAAGCCCUGCUGUGAACACGCUCCUGUGAAAUAAGAUGUUGCUUAUUUUUUUUUCCACUGGUGCAAUCAGCUGUUUUAUUUACAGCCAGGAUCCUGAAUUGAGUCUGAACUGAAUUUCCCAAGUGUAAGGUCGGGAGCAUACGGCUGGAAGAAAUGGUAUAUUGGAAUACUUCGCUACUGAAGUUUGCAUACACACACAUUCAAGAAAGCAUUUGCUAUUUACUGACUACACCUGCUAGAGAAAUCUACUACUGACACUGGAAUAUUUAAAAUACUGAUGGAAAGAACCUGGAAGAAAUAGAUUGGGAGCUUCGGCUUUUACAGUUUAUUGUGUUUGUCCUGUGUACACACACCGACUGACUGCUGUAAGUGAUGUAGGGCACUGAAAGUGUACAUAGAGCGACUUUUCAUCCUAGUCACAGAACUACAUUCGUGACAUUGAUUUUGUAUAUAGGGGUAAGAUGAGCCAGGCAAUGUCUUUUGCUAAGGUGGAAGCGUACUUCAACUUCCCAAAGACCAAUAACCUCACAAGAGAUCUGUGCUCAGAAGGGGUUUAUGACCAUUUCAAGAUGAAUUCUGCUCAAGGCUAAUUUUUUUUUAAUGUGGGGGUAUCAUAAUUCUAUUUCUCUCCCCUGUUGCCAGCAGUUCAGAACAUCCAAAGUCUAUUUUCAUUGCCAUUUAGGGACCAUAUGUUCUGAAAUAUCAACCAAUUUGCCACCAGUUUCAGAAGCUACUGAAUUCUGCAGCACAUUCUGAAAAGUGCAUCAAGCGCUGAGUUGUCCAAGCCCUGGUGUAUGCUGGUGUCAUCACCAUGUGCCAAAGCUUAGGGACUGUAGACUAUCAAAUUGGAUGGCCAACAGAUUGUCCAGCAAAUAAUGUGGUAAAUCUAAAUUCAGUGGAACCAACUGAGUUCAUCCAUCCUCACAUACCUCAUGCAUAUUUGGCCUAACAUCAUCAGCUGUCCAAGUGGAUACUGAAAGCUUUUUCCACCAUAUGGUUGUUUUUCUUAAAACGUGUUUUAGCAGCUGCCCUUUUAUUUUUUCCAAAGUUUGCAUUAUUGCAUACAUGUAAAGAAGCUACUUGGACUUUUGUUUUAAAAGGAGAUUUCUUUUUAAAAUCCACUUCCAGUUACAUCUCUACAUACGUGUCUAGAAACCUUUCAUUGUGUUUUCUGUUGAAAACAAUGAUCAAACUGGAAAUCUGGGUUCACAGACAAGUGUUACUAUUGUUACUUUUGGCCUAUAUGAAACCAACCAAAAACUUGAGUGAAAAAAUGAAGUGUUCCAUUCCUUCAGUCUUUCCUCCGUUCACCAUAUUUGCAAAUUAUGGUGAGCACUGAAGUUAUUUCUGAUGCAGACAGCUUUUCUCUUAAAUCUUUCAGACACUAACAAUGAGGAAGAAAAUAUAUUCGGUUGCUUUUAAAAAGUGAUGCAAAGGGCUUACAUCCAUUAAUUAGAUUUUUAAAUGCUUGAUUUAAAAUCUCAGUGCUUCUUUUUAUUAUUAUUGUACUGAGGCCCAAAUACCAUAUGUCAAAAUAUACUCUAUUGCGAACCUUUGGCACUCCAGAUGUUAUGGACUACAAUUCCCAUCAGCUCCUGGCAGCAUGACCAAUUGUAGUCUAUAACAUCUGGAGUGCCAAAGGUUCGCCACCACUGAUAUAGAGUAUAUUGAAAUGGCAUGUUCCCUUGAUAAUGUAUUUGAGCCUUGUCUGCUAACUGUAUUUUUGGAAGAAAAUGGCUGUUCUUACAAUGACAUUCUUCCAGCAGUGGGGGGGGGGGGAUGUGAAGGAGGAGGAAUCUUUCCUAGAGACCUCACUUCAUCCUGUCUGCAUGGUCAACCAAACAGCAAAAUGAGAAGACUGAAUGAAGUUCUAGCACACCAAUAAAAAGAAUAUGUGCUAUGCUAUCUCAUUCUUUCUGAUGUGCUAAUUUAUAUAUGCAGCAUAAGGCAUAUUAAAAAAUGUGGCUCUCUGUUUGUACUCAGAAAUGGUUCAGGCCAUUCUUCUUCCUCUGAAAUCUGCCACUUAAUUUCCAUCUCACCUACAUUCUUGACCAGGAUCAAAGUGCAUGUUGCGGGAAUGUCUGGUGGUGUGGGGGUUCUCCAUGUUAUGCCCAUAGUACAUCUAGUCAUUCAUUUUAGAUUUCAGAGCUACGGCUGUGGAAUCACUGUUUUCACUGCACUCUCGGUGGAUAAUGUUAUGUGUACUCAAGGACAUUACUUAUGACACAUCCACCUCAUUAACAGUGUCCUUGGAAUCACUUAAUACAUUAAAAGACCAUCCUCACUUCAUUUGAUGACAUAAGUGUCUUCACAGGUACAUGAACAGUGACAGUGAAUGAUUUGCCUGUUUCCCUCACUAUCAAAGCUAUAUGCCAAUCCUGUUGCAGCUUUGACAGGUAGUGAAUUUUUGAGCUUACUUGGCUUAUACUCAGUGGACUACUUUAAAGUGGUUGUUAGAAGUGUGGCGAGUGUCUUUGCUCUUACUUUAAAACAGCACCUGUAUUUCCACAUAGCAUUUGGAACAAUCACUAAAACCACUUAAUGUGCUGGCUGUUGCUAAGCAGUCUGGACUCCUCUAGAUAGUUUUGUUCUUGGCCAAGAGUCACGUACCACUAGCAAAUGUGUCUGCCCCUCCUUCCAUGUGUAAACUUGCAGGGUUAAUGCAAGUCAAGUGACCUCAUUUUUCAGCUAUGCAAUAUUAAUAAUUGCUACACAACAAACCAGCUGCAAUAGCUCCUUAAAGCGCUUUCAAAGUACCUUACAUUGUAUGUGCAUUUUUAAUGUUUUUACUGUGCUGAUUCUGAGCAUCUGAGCCAGAUCCUUUCAAAGAUUGCCUUUUAAUAGGGCUUGAAAAUAUAACUUCAGAUCUAACAGAUUUUAAUAUAGCUAUUUUUGUAAGAUAGUUCUACAGAGUUCUUGGAUCUUGGUUUAUUUUGGUGGCAUUAUGAUUAGCGUCUAAUCCUUACACCACAGGCCCAGUUCUCAUCAGCCAUUUGUGUAUGGUGGCUUGUAUAUUUUGCAUGAAAAAGAGGGAACAUUCUUUAGUUCCUCUUCAGUUCAUUUAAAAAAACAACACUGCAGGACUCAGUGCUAACAGUGCACCGUUACCUCUUAGUAGUAUCAUAAAUUGCUGGAAUUUUUUAGAAAAUGAAGUCAUUUUUUAUUUAUUAUGAUCUGUGGCUUGCUUGUUCAGCUCAAAUGCCAAACAGUGAUUAUUGUAUAUAGUCAUUUCUGAACAGAAUUGUGCUUUGACACUACAUGCUGAUGAGAUAAGCUCAACUACGAAGGGGACUAGGUUUGGCUGUCCUGUCAGUAUUUUUAUAAGUUUCCUCAGAACACAUCUCUAUGAUAUAGGUUUAAGUGCUACGAAUAUUCUUUGAUGGAAUUUGAUGGGCAGUUGUAGAUUUCUUAGAUUUCCAAAGGAUGGCUUGUUUUGUUCAGAUUAGAGCACCUUCCAUUUAUCUAAGGUAUAAACCUAAAAGCUGUAUCCAAAGGUCUGCUUGUGUGUUCAUGUUGCACAGCUUCAUGCAGAUAGCUUGCGGACCUUCCUUUUCAGAAGCUUAUUUAUUUUAUUUUAUUAACCUUCACUUGUGUUGUUUAACACACAAACUUCCAUCACAGUACUCUGCAAAAAGGACUCUUAAUUUCUCUGAGUUCAAAAAGCAAUUGGGGGAAUUCAGCACAAGAGCAAAGGUAAACUGCUGGCAGAUACGUGAUACUGUAUUUUCACCAGGUUUCUGAUGCAGUUGCUCUCAUAGCAAAUCUCUCAUCUGCUUUUUGACCUUGACGGAGUUCGGAAGUACAGCUUGGAGUGGGAUGGUAGUGGUUCUGUGAAGUUAGCUUUUGAAAAGGAGGAGUUUAUGUAGGCAUGUUCCUUUUGAUCUCAGCCCAAAGUAGAUGUAUAUUUGGAGAUAUGUUGAUAUGUUUAUACAAAAAAAAAUCAGAAAUGAACCUAUUUUUGCUGCUCCAGUCUUUUUGAAUGAACUGCUUACUGUAUUUGAAUUUUCUGUUUGAAUUGGCUUGUGGGAAGCUAAUUUUCAGUCCACUCAGUUCAACUGGAUCCUAGAUUAUAUAUGACUGUGACACUGGUUAGCAUUGCACCGCAAAGCAAGGGGAAUGGAAGUGUUUUCCUUUUUUGCACUACUUGUACAUUUAUUUAAGAAGCUUACCAAACAGCUGCAUUUGCCCCAAAGCUUACAGGAUUUUUCUUUCUUACCCCAUACGGCAAGUAGACAUUAAUACAGUGUAAUACAAGUUAGUUCAUUUGAAUCAUCUGUAUGUGAAAUUCUGAUUUUUUAAAAAUAGUGCUAUUUGAAUAUCACCGUUCUGUUCCACUUUCCUACCACUUACUGGCUUGGUUUAACAGUUAAAGGGGUAACCAGCCAGUGCUGUAAGAACUGUAAAUAUCAGAAUUUUGCAUUGCUUAAAAUGUACAGUGUUUGAGAAAUAUAGUGCAGACAUAAAAAAUCAAUGACACAUCUUUUUGUUCAGAUUCUAAAUUAUUUUAUUUUUUAUGUAGAGUGGCAAUAAAUGCAAAGAUGUUUUAUUUGUAAAUACAUUGUAUAAAAUAUGUUUCAAGAAUGAUAAGAUUGUAAAGAGCUCUCCUUGGAUACACAAUUUAAAAAAUAAAGUAGACUGAGAUUAUCAUGAA